Messenger RNA from Pseudophryne corroboree (corroboree frog), 1138 nucleotides. RefSeq names its product rho GTPase-activating protein gacU-like. The record is from RefSeq and is a predicted model, not a curated record. Bases 306 to 1088 code for a protein of 260 amino acids. The transcript is spliced from 4 exons. Lineage: Eukaryota; Metazoa; Chordata; Amphibia; Anura; Myobatrachidae.
ACGAAUGCAUAGGUGUUGCUUGACAUAUAUAAACCUGCAUUUGUAACAUAUGAAAACUGUCGGAGCUUCAACAGUCCACUGUAAAAGUACGCCAGAGAAGCAGCACAGCCAGGCCUCAUCCCACACUGCCAAGAGAUGCAGAUGGUGCCAAUGCAGGCUCUUCUUCGGCAAAUCCCUCUCCACUAAGGCGCCCAUCACAGGGCUCGGUUACUGUGGCUACGAGGCCACCCAAGAGACGGCGUCUUGAGGCAGAAGCUCCAGCACCAGCAUCACCACCCCAACGGCGCAUCUCUGCAGUGUCGGCCAUGCCACCACUAGCUCUAUUGGCCAGCCCACAAAGUGAGGAGCCACAAUCCCCUCAGUUGUCUGAACCAGUCAUCAUGACCGUGGAUGACCAGCAGGAAACUGACCAGCAGGACACCUACACUCUAGACCUGCAAGCCAUAGAUACGACCCAGCCAACCACGCCGCAGGACAUACCUCAACCACCCCAAACAUCCCACAGCCCCCAAUUGAUCACAACACCACCCCAGACACAAAUGGAGACUGAGUUUUGGAACAGUUGGGCCACACAACAGGCGCAAAACUAUGCGUGCCUGAAGACCCACAGCCAAUACCUGGCAAGUCUGCCCCAUCAUCUGCCUAGACUGAGUCGCAACUCAGGCAGACUUAUCGUUCAGGUGGGCAGAAUUGCCAACUCAAUGGAGCAGAUGAGGGCAGACAACUACCAAAUGCAAUCCAAUUUCCAACGCAUUAUGGAUGAACAACAGCGGCAGCAACAAGCACUAAUUCAGCUCAUCCAAAACAACCAAAUUAUCAACGACAACCUGUCCCGAAUAAUAGCAAGCAACACUGUAUCUCAUACGCAACUGACUGCAAGCCUCAAUAUACUCAGUCAAAGCUUUAAUGUGUUAGCAUCACACCAAGUCAGCUCUAGCUCGGGGACAACUACAUCAAACCAGACCCCAGUUCAAUCCCCAGUUAGACGCUCAAGUAGAACCAGGACCAACGAGCCAGGCCAAUCCUCGGCACCCAGCACAAAAAAUAAUAAUAAUAAUCUGUCCCGCAGCGAAUAUUUUGUGAAUUAGAAUAUUAUGUUGAUUUCCUACCCAAAAAAUGCCUGUGUUGAAGGUAAUAA